UGAAAUGUGUGGACGCGCACACUCUCCUCAUUCUUUUCUAGGGUUUUGCUUCUGUGAAUUUGACGAGGAAAAGUCGAUUAAUGGAUACCCUGACACAGUGCUCAGAUCUUGAGGAUCCUUUACAGGGCUACACAGGACUUGCUCUCUUUCGUCGAACCUUAUCGUCUCUCCCGAAUCAAUAUCCUCAUAAGACGUACGAUCCUGCGGAUCUCCACAGCACUCACGAAUUCCUCAAAUCCAUGCCCUUAGGAAGUUCCAGCCAGCUUCUAGAGCAGGCUAAAGCUAUAAUAGAUGGUAGUUCAGAUUGUUCAAGUGAAAUGCUCGGUCCCGUGUUAUCUAAUGAGAAUAAUGAUGUUCUGGGGAAAGAAGUGGAAACUCGCGGAGAACGAAGACCAGCCUUGGGCCGGAAGCGAGCUCGGUUCUCUUUGAAGCCAAAUUCAAGUCAGCCUACUGUGAGUUUGGAACCAAGUUUGGACAUUGAUAAGCUGGAAGAUCCAGAGGAGUUUUUUCUAGCUUUUGAAAGGCUUGAAAAUGCCAAAAAAGAGUUACAGAAACAGACAGGAAGUAUUUUGGUGGACUCAUAUCAAAACGACCCAUCUGUGGCUCCAAGGAGACGUCGACUGGGAAUUUUGGGGAGGUCUGUUAAAUACAAGCAUCGCCCAUCAACUUUUAUGGCCUCUCAGAGCACUGUUGAAAAGGACAUAUUUAUUCUCCCUGAUCAAAGCUCACAACUUUGGGAACCCGAUCCUAAUAGUGAAUCACCAGAAAGGGAAGUGCCUGGUUCAAUGAGCAAGACAGAGAACAAAGUUAAUCAAGUAUUGGACGAAUUGCUAACUGAUGAUUAUUCAGAGCUGGAUGGGGAUGAAACAGUCAAUCUGUUACAGGAGCGUUUGCAGAUCCAACCUAUUGAUAUAGAGAAAUUAAGCCUCCCUGAUUUGCAUAUCCUUAGGAGUGAUUUGAAAUCCUCACGAGGGCAUGUAGCCAAGGCUCGAAAUCCAUUGUCAGAUGUACAUAAUUUGGUUAGAGGGAUAACCAGGAAAUCCCCAUUGAAGCCUAAACUUGUGGAUAGUUUGAUUCAUUCCUCAGCUUCUCCGACUCCACCUAAAAGUCCAUUUGCCUCAAUAUCAAUGCUGAAGAAGCGCAUGCUGCAAACCAAUGUAUCAGCUGAUCCGUUUUCGCUAGAUGAAAUUGAGGGAUCACCAGCCAGAAGUGCUUUGCCUAUAGAUAGUGUUGAGAAAGAUUCCCAUAUCGUUGAUACCGGAAAGGAGUCAAGUGCCUCUGGCAAGUUAAAGUCUUUAACUAUAGAGGAUGACGCCAGCGCUGCUGAUACAAAUCCCCCUGGAGUUGCUAUUGGAGAUCUCACUCGUCCAUCUGAUGAAUUUGUAAAUGAUUGGUCAAGUGAACUUGAUUUUAUUGCCGAUGUUGGUCCUAGUGGAUCUCAUUCCAGGUUGGAUAAUGACAACAGAAGCAGUGGCAUGGAUAAUGGGGUUAUAAAUGAUAAGUUGAGUAGGGUUGAUGCUGAGAUGCAUGUCAGAAUAAGUGGAACAGAAGAGUUCAAAGGCAAAACACCGUUGCAAGACACGACGCAGGAAGCAAUGCCUUCUGCAUUACUCAAUCUCAGCAUGGACGAAAGGACCAUGGAAAGUUUCGAUAUCGCUCAGCCUCUGAUGGAUAAAAUUGAUAAAUCAGGUCCUGCUGUAGUUGAGAAGUAUCCAAGGGAUAAAACAUCCAAGUCCCCAGCCAUUGCUUCACCUGAACAUGAGGAGGGGGUAAUUCAGGAACCUUCGAGAGUUGCAGUGAAUAAGAAAACUAAAGCCAAAAAGCGUCUACAAAGAGAAUCUGAGAGCAUGAAACUUUCAAGGAGGCAAAGCCUUGCAGUUUUUGGCACAUUAUGGGAAGGAGGUAAACGGAAAAGCAACAGAAUCAGGUCAAGGCCUUUAGAAUACUGGAAAGGCGAGAGAUUUUUAUAUGGACGAAUACAUGACUCUUUGCCAACUGUGAUUGGGAGAAAGUACGUGUCGCCGGCAAAGGGUGGUGGGAAACCUACUGUCAGGGUGGAGUCUUUUGUGUCCGAGAAGUACAAAGAUCUGCUUGAUCUAGCUGCUCAGUGUUGAGUUGACUGCAGUGAGGUGUUUAUGGCUCAAGUGGCAUGCCAACCCGUGCAAUGAAUGGGGGGUAUACUCUGCUUUCGUUUCUUAGUUUUUACUUUCCCUUGGUUUGGGGGAAACCCAACAACUUGAUACUUAAUUUGGAUCUUUGUUAACGUAGGUUGGUUUCAUUGCAAAUACAGGAAAUUUGUUGAUAGAACAUUAGGUAGUCGGAUUAUCCAUUAUCCAAACCCGUUUAGAUAUUACCCGAAUAACAGGUAAACGAGCUAGUCCGAGGUAUAUAACGGGUCGGAUUUGGGUUCGACCCGAAAAACCUGCAACUGCUCUUUAUGUGUUAA
Molecule: messenger RNA, 2446 nt
Organism: Tripterygium wilfordii
Lineage: Eukaryota; Viridiplantae; Streptophyta; Magnoliopsida; Celastrales; Celastraceae
Product: centromere protein C-like
Exons: 11
Coding region: 81-2114 (677 amino acids)
Biological process (GO): spindle attachment to meiosis I kinetochore; attachment of mitotic spindle microtubules to kinetochore; kinetochore assembly
Cellular component (GO): kinetochore
Molecular function (GO): centromeric DNA binding
Source: RefSeq, a predicted model, not a curated record